Molecule: messenger RNA, 3989 nt
Organism: Haliotis rufescens (red abalone)
Lineage: Eukaryota; Metazoa; Mollusca; Gastropoda; Lepetellida; Haliotidae
Product: glutamate receptor-like
Exons: 13
Coding region: 854-3319 (821 amino acids)
Cellular component (GO): membrane
Molecular function (GO): glutamate-gated receptor activity
Source: RefSeq, a predicted model, not a curated record
UGGACGCAGAAUGUUAACGCCGUAAUCAAUACACUGUGAGAUACUUUCAUAUCACAGCACUGCCUUCAGCGAACAAGGGUCAGUGUCGACGUUCUGUGACACACAUACCUUAGCCACAGGGUCAGUGUCACCAUGGAAGUAGAACACAUGUCAGCUCACAUUCCGUUUGUUUGCUUCUUUGAUUCUUCUGUGACGCAAAAUCUAUUAUGUUAAGCGUCUAUGAAGGAAAUAUAUUUUGCCAUGUCGAUCUGUGUGAUUCUCCCUGUUCCAAGUUAAAACACCACGAAGCUCCACCAACAAAGAUCCAUGUUUGUGCAGGUUGUUGAACUAGCUGGAUAAAUUUUUUGUGGAAGCCUUCAAACAGGUUGUUGAACAAGAUGGACUUUGUUUGUGUGGAAUACUUACAAAAGGAUGUUAAACUUAGCAGGAGCUCCUUGCUGUGAAAUCCGCAAAAAAAAGUUUUAAAAGAAGUUCUCGGUCAUAUAGAAUGUUUUCAUGAAGGACGUUCAGGGCCUCGCUUUAAGGGAAAUCGUUCACUCAACAGGAACUGCGUCCUGUUAUGAAUCCUUCUUUGGAGAAAAACUAUGCGAAACUUCGUUCAAAGGAAAUCCUUACAGUGAGACGUUAGAGUAGCAGGGUAUUUUUCCAUAUGAUACGCUUAUGAUCUCUAUAAGCAGCAAGAGAUAAUUCUGGAAGGAACACUAAGAGAAACAGAGUCUUAAGAUCUGAGUAACAUGAUAUUGAACGGUGUUGUGACAAUUCCUGGAACUACAAUGUGAGUUUGGUGUUACGAGUAACGUCUGGAGUAGAAUGACGGGUUUGUUUCCUCGCCUGUGACCACUCCGCCAGUGGGAUGUCGGAGCGCGGAUACCUGUGGCUGUUGUUGGUCUGUCUGGAGCUGACGGCACUGUCUGCGACUUGUAGGAUGACCUCCUACAACGUCACUAUAGGCACCAUAUUACACCCGUCAUGGAUGAAAGACGUCACACAGCCCGAGAUGAGGUCACAUCGUAGCAACUGUCGUGUGAAUAUCACAAUUCUCACAGCGAUCCUUGACACAGACAACGAAUUUCUACUAAGACUAAAAGUAACCUCCCUCCGGAGUAACGACCCGCCAGCUGAUCUCAUCCUCAUAGGGCCGUCCUCGACAACGUGCUCACCUCCACGCCUUGGGACAACACUUGGCGACGACGACAGCAUCAUGACUCUCCCCUGUCCCAGCCAGCACGGCCAUGACUCAACACCCUCAUCCACGUGGUUGCCGCAGUCGACGUUUCAUGACGCAUGGGAGUUCAUGGCGUCGUACACAAACGCCAUCCCACAGGAUACCCUGGUGAUUCUUUAUGAGGAAAACACAGCAGGAAGAUUUCUAGGUCAGUUCUUGGAGAAACACCUACCGUCCAGCCUGGAUAUGAAGCUGAUGAUGUACAGCACCGAGACUCUAUCCGCUACCACCAGGUGGCGCUCGGAGCUCGCACACAUACACAACAGGACCUAUGUGAAGGGAAUAUAUGGAAUUCUGUUGGGGUCAGAAUCUACUCUCCUAGAAUAUAUGCAAGAGAUAAACAAUUUCGAUGCUUUGUUCCCGAGAACCACGGACUUCCGCCACCGGUCAUUCUGGUUGGUCAUCACACAAACAGUGGACAUCCACGUGUUGGAGAACGUGUCUCGUGAUCUAGAAAAUAUGGCCGUCAUAUCACCUGGAAUCUCCCCAUAUGACCAUGACAUGAAUGCGUCAAUUGAGUCACUUGUGCUGGAAAAGACGUUCUCGGGUCUUGGGAAAAACCUCAACGUCUGCGGCAACAUGACGUCGGCAGCUGUAGUGUGCGUCAUCGCUCAUCACUUGGAGUCGGCCUUCCAGACGGCGGAGUCCGAACGCCUCUACGUGCAUGUUGCCGAGGGAGUGGGCGACACCCACCACUACGUCAAACACCCGCUGUCCAAGACACGAGCAGAUUUAAACGACUUUCUCUUCCCUAACGUCAAAUAUGGCUACAACCUACGACAUAUGAAUAUAACGAUUCAGCCGUGGCCGGGAUUCAUGGAGCGUGUUGAUGACGGGAACGCUACAACCUACCAGGGCAUGUGUAUUGAGAUGCUGAAGGUGCUACAAGAGGCUCUCAACUUCACGUACACGCUGUAUGAGAACAAAGACCAGACCUGGGGAGUUGUAGAAGAUGGCUCGUGGAUCGGCAUGGUCGGGGAACUACACCGACGGGAAGCUGACCUUGCCCUAGCUGACAUCACUAUCCACUACCAGAGAGACCAGGUCGUUGAUUUUGUACUUCCGGCCUUUCGAAGGGAAGUGACCGACAUCGUGUACCGGAAGUGGAAGACGGAAGACUUCAAUUGGAAGCAUCUGACACGUCCCUUCACCCCCCUCGUCGUGCUGUGUAUAACAGCAGCACUGGUGUUUGUCAUGUUGAUGGUGGCGGUCACAGAGAGACUUAACCCUUAUUACAGCGGGAUGAUGGAGAGACAGAGCCCUCUGGAGAUAUCCUGGAAAACUGUCUGGUAUCUGCUUGGAUCCGUGCUCAUGCAAGGUGGAACCCAGGAACCUGGUUCUUGCACCGGCCGAGUCCUCCUGUCGACGUGGUGGAUCUUCUGCAUCGUGAUCGCUGCCACCUACAGCGCCACCCUCAUCGUAUCCUUCGCCGUGCAGGAGGAAGCAGUCCCGUUCAAGUCGCUGACGGAUCUCGUUGAGAAUGAGGAGUACAGAUGGGGAUUAUUUGACGGGUCUAUUGCUAUGCUAAUACUAACCAACUCCACUCGUCCAGAGUUCCAGAAGGCCCUUGAUGGUGUCCGAAAGUUCGCCCAGUCAGACCCGAGUGUCCUCAGUCGAGACAUUGAGGUGCAGCUCCACAAGGUCCAGACGGAGAAGUAUGCCCUCAUCUCGAGCCGGGCAACGCUGGAGUACAUGCAGUCGGUGUCACGCCCGCUAGAUCUCCGCAUAGUCGGGGAGAACCUGUAUUCCACCCAUGUGGCCCUGGCAGUUCCACCCGACUCCCCCUUCCUGCCAGAUUUUGAGAGAGUCAUGUCGACUAUGAGUGAGAUUGGGUUGCUGGAGACAUGGGAAGAAACUUGGUGGAACCAUAGCUAUCUGAAGAACCCUUCAGUCACUCUCGGAGGACAACCUAUAACUAUCGGCAACUUCCUGAACGCGCUGUGCCUCGUUGCCAUCGGUGUGGCUUGUGGCGUUACCGCCCUCCUACUGGAAUAUGUCAUCGAACGGAUCAGACGGUGCUACAUGGCAUCGUUUGAAAAGAAAACUGAGCCAGUGACUGCAUGUGUGGAAGACCAUGUGGUAGAUAUGACCUAGACCAAAUGAUGGACGCAGAGACGACGGAGCGGUGUACUUCAGAUAUAUUGGUUCCUAAAUCAGUAAUCAACCAUUGGAACCUAUCAACCUUAACGGUCUUAACAUCUGAUUUGACGUGACCAGGAAGGCCCUCGCAAGUAUUGGGGAACUUGGAUUUAAACAUGUUCCUAUUGCCCUACAUGACAAACAAAGGUACAACACUAUGGUAUCUGAAUGAUUAGAUGACAACAAAUUGCGGUUGAGACAUUACUCCUUAGUUUAUGCUGUCACAAAUAGUUGGUGACUGCGAACUGCAAGCACAUGGGAUUGAUAUAUGAACGAUCCUUCAAUCAUUUAGAAAGCACAAGGACACCUGACACACGUGUGAAGGAUUAUCUUUAUGAAAUCCGAAGCUGUUAACCUUAGAGUUGACAUAAGGAUGACCUAUAUAUGAAGGCCAAGAGGACUAAUUUAAAGAUAAACAUUUCUCGGAAGGAAGCGGACGGAAUUCAUUUUUAUGACGUAACUGUUUCUAAAAACAUAAACAUCUUCUUGUGAGUAACCUGAGGUGGUGAGGUGCGGUAAAAUCGGGUGAGUGAGUGAGUGAGUGAGUGAGUAUGGUGUUACGCCGCUUUUAGCAAUAUUCCAGCAAUAUCACGGCGGGGGACACCGGAAAUAGGCUUCACACAUU